Penicillium cinerascens is the source of this 612-nucleotide messenger RNA. Its product is annotated as GNAT family N-acetyltransferase. The record is from RefSeq and is a predicted model, not a curated record. The transcript is spliced from 3 exons. Gene Ontology annotation, molecular function: aralkylamine N-acetyltransferase activity. NCBI's taxonomy places the organism in Eukaryota, Fungi, Ascomycota, Eurotiomycetes, Eurotiales, Aspergillaceae. Gene Ontology annotation, cellular component: cytoplasm. Bases 1 to 612 code for a protein of 203 amino acids.
AUGCCCUCAACUACCCACCUAGAUCAAUGCUCUGCCCUAUCGGGCCUGGACUUCUACCUCCGUCCUCUAUCAAUCGCAGACGUCAAGUCCUGCGUGAUUGUCGAAUCCGCAUUCCCGGAACAAGAGCGAUGUUCCGAAGAAAAAUUCACUUACCGCCUCACCCAAUCCCCCACCCUAAGCCUAGGCCUCUUCCUCAGAGAACCCAGCAACGACCGCUUAAUCGGCCAUGUUAUCGGGAACAGAACAUCCUCUCCCGUCAUAACUGAUGGAUCAAUGCUUAUGCCCGAACACUGGCGCUCCUUACCGGCCGGUAAGCCCUUGACUUCUGGCGGCCAACUCAUCGGCAACGAUCCCAACGGAAAGACCAUCGCUAUGCAUUCUGUGGUCAUGACGCCCGAGUUUCAGCGCGGUGGGAUCGGGAGGGCGCUUGUGAAGGAUUAUGUGAAGUACGUUAAGGAUAAUAUGGAUGGGGAGCGGGUGGCGCUUAUUGCGCAUGAUUAUUUGGUUGGGUUUUAUGAGAGUGCAGGGUUUGAGAAUUUGGGGGUGAGUGAGGUUCGCUUUGCGGGAGGUGGGUGGUAUGAUAUGGUUUUGCCUGUUGGUUCGAGGGUUUGA